AAAAUAUUGUUCUGAGGGAAAACCAAACCAAAAAAAAAAAAAAUUGUUCAUGUUCUCUAAUAUUACUUUACUCUUUUUCAUGUUGUGUUAUUAAAAACGGACGUUGGUAGUAUUUUGAAAGUAUUAUUGGGUUUUGGCUAAUGGUUAUUAAACUAGAACAAAACUGAUUUAAAAUAACUGCGCACGAAAUAUUUUUUUUCACUCUCAUUAUUGCACGUUAUAAAAGAUUAAAAAUGCCGAGGUUAAAUGAAAGAGAACAAAACUGGAUAUUAGAACUAUACAAACAAGGUUUAAAUAUGACGAAAAUUAGUGCACGAACGGGAUUUACACUCCCAAAGACAUACCAAGUGAAGGAGCGCCAAGUAAAAAAACAAAAAAAGAAGGUGUCUAAGACUCCUGUUGCGGUCAAAGUUGAAAAGCGUGAGAAGUUACACAGUAAGAAGAAAUUGAUCGCCACAAAUCAAGGUUGCCACAAAUAGUCUAAACAUGGCGGGUCUACUUCCACCUCCGGAAAAGCUCGACCUCGAUGGGGAUAAUGGCACAAUUGCCAUGCGUUGGGAACGAUGGAAGAGGGUGUUCAAUAUUUAUAUUGAUGCUACGGAAAUCAAAGGCGCUGAGAAAAAAAGAGCGACAUUGUUACUCUUAGGUGGACCUGAUUUGCAAGAGAUUAUUUAUAAUCUACCUGGAGCUUACGUUGUCACUCCUGCAGAAGGUGAAGAUGUUUUUAAAACGUCUAUUGAAAAACUGGAUGGAUACUUUCUCCCAAAGGAAAACAAAAUUUAUGAAAGACACUUAUUUCGCCAGAUAAAACAAGAGGAAGGAGAGAAGUUUGAAAAGUUUGUUAUUAGACUUAGAAACCAAGCAUCAAAGUGUAAAUUCACAAAUACAGAUGAAUUCCUAAUCGACCAAAUCGUUGAAAAAUGUUCGUCAUCAGAACUUCGGAAAAAGAUACUUACUCUGGGAAAUGAUGUUACACUCGAUAAAAUUAUAAACGAAGCUAAUACUCUAGAAGCGGUAGAACAUCAAUUGGAAGGAUAUGGAUUUAAUAAGAAUGUGGCAACCACCAGUGCUGAUGUUAAUGCCAUUGGUAGUCAUCCAGCUAAACCAGGCCCAAGUAAAACAGGAAACCGUAAAUGUGGCAGGUGUGGCUACGCGGCGCAUAGUCUACCCAAUCAAGAAUGUCCUGCGAAAAAGAAAAAAUGUCAUGCGUGUGGUAAAUUAGGACAUUUCAUUGCGUUAUGCAGAUCAAGACCACAAAAACGGAAAAUGGAUAAUAAACUGAAUGAUGACACAAAAAACAAAAGGAUUAGGAACGGGAAAGAAACAAACUGCAUUGAUGAUGGUAAUUUACCGGAAGAUGUACAAUACGUAUUUAACAUGAAUGAUGACUCUACGAUUGAAUGUAUAAUAGGAGGGAUUAAAGUAAAUAUGUUGAUCGAUUCGGGGUGCAAGCUAAAUCUCAUUACUGACAAGACUUGGAAAACUUUGAAACAGAAGAGAGUGAUGGUGACCAAUCAAGUUAAAGGGUCAAACAAAACCCUGUACCCUUAUGGAAGUAAAACACCCUUGGACGUGAAAGGUACAUUUGAAACCAUCAUUGGAACGAAUGGGAAAUCUGUGCAAGCUGUGGUGUAUGUAAUUAACGAUGGAUCGAGAGAUUUAUUGGGAAAGGAAACUGCCAUGAGUUUGGGAGUGUUAAAAUUAGGUGUUGGAGUUAAUGAAGUGUCACAAACACACCAACCGUUCCCGAAAUUUAAGGAUGUACUCGUUGAAAUACCCAUUGAUGAUACCUGCAAAUCUGUGUCACAGCCUUAUCGAAGAAUACCAAUUCCGAUCGAAAAAAAAGUCGAACGCAAAAUACAGGAAUUACUCGACGCAGAUAUAAUUGAAGAAGUACAUGGACCUUCCAAGUGGAUUUCACCUGUGGUACCUAUACUUAAAGAUAAUGACGAUUUACGACUAUGUAUAGACAUGAGGCGUGCUAAUUCAGCUAUAUUGAGGGAAAACCACCCCCUGCCGUGCAUGGAUAAUCUGUUGCCCAAGAUCAAGAAAGCCCAAUACUUUUCAAAAUUAGAUAUAAAGAACGCAUUCCACCAGGUGGAAAUACAUCCCAACUCCAGGCACCUAACGACUUUCAUCACUUCCAAAGGCCUAUACCGAUACAAACGAUUGAUGUUUGGGAUCACUUGCGCACCCGAACUUUUUCAAAAGAUAUUGGAGCGAAUGUUGACCGGCUUAGACGGAGUUAUGAACUUCAUCGAUGAUAUCUUGGUUUAUGGGGAAAACGAGCAACAACACAAUGAACGAUUGGCAAAAGUUUUACAGACCCUAAAAGAAAACAACGUGUUACUGAACGAAGCUAAGUGUGUAUACAAAGUACAAACAAUUAAUUUUCUCGGACAUGAGUUGACACCAAAUGGAGCAAAACCGCUGAAAAAAUAUAUAACCAGCAUUGCCGAGUUUCGCGCCCCCAAAACGUUAGAAGAACUUCAAAGCUUCUUAGGUUUAGUCAAUUAUAUUAACAAAUGGCUACCUAAUCUCGCAACUAUGACUGAACCAUUAAAGAUGUUGUUGAGACUUAAGAAGGCAAAAAAGGCAAGCAUAGAGGACUUAUGGACAGAUGACCAAGACAAAGCAUUUCGUCAGUUAAAGCAGGCGCUAUCUACUAUUAAGAGUUUGGGGUAUUACGACGCAGAUGACGAAACAAAAGUAAUUGCGGAUGCAAGUCCAGUAGGUUUGGGGGCCAUAUUGAUACAAACCGAUAGUAGAGGGCCAAGAAUAAUUGCUUUUGGUAAUCGAACACUGUCGAAGCUUGAAAGAAAAUACAGCCAGACAGAGAAAGAGGCGCUUGCGCUGGUAUGGGCUGUAGAGCACUUCAGCAUGUUUUUGUUUGGCAAGAAAUUUGACCUCAUCACGGACCAUAAACCUUUGGAAUUUCUAUUCGGGCCAAAGUCAAAACCAUGUGCGCGUGUGGAGCGAUGGGUUCUGCGUCUACAGAGUUAUCAGUUUAACAUCAAAUAUAAACCAGGAAAAGUCAACAUCGCCGACCCACUGUCUCGACUUUGCACAUAUUCAGAAAUCCCUUCAGGCAAUAUUGAAGAUUACGUCCAUAACAUAGUGGAACAGGCUCGCCCUUGUGCGGUAUCUAUGCGAGCUAUCAUCGAAGCCUCCGAAAAUGAUCCUGAAAUUAAAAAAGUUAAAAGAGGGAUUUAUAAUAAGGACUGGGAUGCAUCUGUAAAGGAAUUUAAGAUUUUCGAACAGGAGCUUUGUUUCUAUGACAAUAUUUUGUUAAGAGGCAGUCGUAUAGUCGUACCUAAAGUAUUGAGAAAGAGUGUCUUGGAUGCAGCUCAUGAAGGCCACCCAGGGAUAGUGGCCAUGAAAAGUCGCUUGAGAUCUAAAGUCUGGUGGCCACGCAUAGACAAGGAUGCUGAAACAAUAGUAAAACAAUGCAAAGGAUGCACGCUAGUAGGGCUGCCGACACCUCCAGUGCCCAUGAGACGAAGGGAAUUGCCUGUAGCCCCAUGGAUGGACGUAGCGUUGGACCUUCUCGGGCCGCUGCCGAACAAUGAAUAUAUAUUGGUGGUUAUUGAUUACUUUAGCAGAUAUAAAGAAAUUAAAUUCACUAAAGCCAUUACAAGUUCACAGAUCAUAAAAUUACUAAAGGAAAUGUUUAGUCGCUUAGGUUACCCUACCUCCAUCACUGCGGAUAAUGGCCGCCAGUUCGUAAGUGACGAAUUUAAAGAAUAUUGCCGACAGUGCAACAUAAAACUUUUUCACACGAUUCCCUAUUGGCCGCAGCAGAAUGGGGAGGUAGAGCGGCAAAACCGCGACAUUUUAAAACGGCUAAAAAUUUGUCAAUUCCAAAAACGAGACUUAAAGGAAUGCGUCUGGGAAUACCUAAUGAUGUAUAAUUCGACUCCACAUACUGUGACAGGGAAAACACCGGCUGAGUUGUUUUUCAGAAGACAGAACAAGGAUAAAAUACCUUCUCUACUAUACAGGGAACACAGACAUGAUGAUUUAGACGUUAGAGACAAGGACGCAAUACACAAGGAAAAGGGGAAGGAAUAUGGUGACAGAAAGAGAAAAGCUGCAGAGUCUACAAUAAGAGAAGGUGAUAAAGUCUAUGUUAAAGAUAUGGAAAGACAAAAUAAGCUAGCAACAAACUUUAAACCAAUCCCUCAUGUGGUGGAAAGCACUAAAGGUGGAGACGUACAGUUGAGAAAUGAAGAAACGGGGCAACAACUUAGACGUAAUGUUAUUCAUUUAAAAAGGGUCGAAGGAGAAUGGAAGAUUCAGGACGGAAACAAAGAGAACAUACAGAACAAUGAAGAUUGCGAAGAAAUAAUACAAAACUAUUAAUACUUAGAAACUAUAAGUGAUUAUUUUGUUAAUUUUGAUAUCGUAAAGUGAUUGAUUAGUUACUUACCGAGUUGGUAUUUGUGUCAAUAAAUAUAUUGAUUAUCCAGUGGUUGUUGUAAUUGUUAGCACACAUCUUUCUUACAAUUAUGAUAAGGAAGGGAUGUAGUGUUUGUGCAUAUCUAUGUCUCGAGUUCACGGGUAGCGGGGAGGCAGUCACGUGAGAGCUGUGAGCGUGUGCGGACGUACUUACCUGGCUACUGGUGAUAUAACGAGCCGAUACAUAAUACUUUGGAGUGCCUGUAGUAAGUGAGUACUACAGGGGCUUUUGCAGGUUUACCGAUGUCUGUAUUCCAAUGUUUGUAACAUUGUUAUUAUAAGAAAAAAAAAUAUAUA
This is a messenger RNA of Pectinophora gossypiella (pink bollworm), 4755 nucleotides long. RefSeq lists its product as uncharacterized. Gene Ontology annotation, molecular function: protein kinase C binding; K63-linked polyubiquitin modification-dependent protein binding; nucleic acid binding. The record is from RefSeq and is a predicted model, not a curated record. The transcript has 5 exons. NCBI's taxonomy places the organism in Eukaryota, Metazoa, Arthropoda, Insecta, Lepidoptera, Gelechiidae. Gene Ontology annotation, cellular component: amphisome; aggresome. The coding region runs from base 487 to 4362 and encodes 1291 amino acids. Gene Ontology annotation, biological process: aggrephagy; DNA integration; endosome organization.